Python bivittatus (Burmese python) is the source of this 1188-nucleotide messenger RNA. The record is from RefSeq and is a predicted model, not a curated record. NCBI's taxonomy places the organism in Eukaryota, Metazoa, Chordata, Lepidosauria, Squamata, Pythonidae.
AUGUUAACAGUGGAGGAAGGUCAUAGAGGUACUUUCAGCUACAUCAAUGGAACAAAAUUCUUCUUUCUCAUUUUUGAGAAAGAGAUCUUUGGUGGUGGUGGUAGCACCACAUACAGUGGCACACAAGGCGACACAAGCAGCUUUUUUUGUGUUAAGAAAAAGGUACAGAAUGGAUGUCCGCGGGAGGAGGAAGCCAAGGCGUUAAGUUUGACUUUGGAUUUCAGGAAAAAAGGGCUUGAAGGAAAAGCUACUUCCUAUGGGUUUUAUUCAAGUGAAAGGUUACAAGAGCUUGCAAAACCAAAGCCAACAAAAGAUGUAUGGAAUUUUCAUCGCAAGUUAGUCUGGGGAAAUCAAGAGACCUUAUGGCCCCUUUCCUCAAGGUCUUCGUUGAGACGGCCAAACCCAAGAAUUCUGGCUCUAGCAGCACCCAAGGAGAGAGUUGAUAACCAGCAGAGGUCCCUCUUCUUGUACAGCUGUGGUCAAAUGUCUGAGAUUUGGCAACGUUCUUCAGCAGUAUAUUCUGUAAUGCCAACAAAGCGAUUGCUGAAGCUAGCAGAACCUAGGCCAAUUUCAACAACGUAUCUGAAACAAAGGCCACGAAUUUCCCCUAUGUGGCCUGUCAGCUCCUCGGCACUUCGUUGUACAGCUUCCGAACGGAUUUUGACGCUUGCUCAAGCAAGAAGUAUACAUCCACAGUUUAGCUUUCCAGAAAAGCCUGAAAGAGAGAUUUCAAGGGCUGCAAGAAGAGCUGAGGCCAGCCCAAGGCUACAGCAGAUUUCCCAGCCAGCAGUUAAGAAACAAAUGCAGUUCUAUGAAAACAUAUACAAGGAGGUCCCAAUCCGCCAAGUACCCCUGACUGCCCUGCAAGUAGUCGCAAGUCCAAGGCUACUUGAGCUGGCUAAACCAAAAGUAUUCCCUUCUGAAAAUAUUGACCGUUCCCCUGAGUGGCCUGUGUCAUUGGCAGCCAAGCAAGCGGUAGCUUCCCCUCGACUCAAUGAACUCGCUCAGCCUCCCAGCAGGGCCCCAACCAACCUUGUGCAGUUUAAUCCAGAUGCCUUUAUUGUAAAGGAGUCUGCUAAGAAAGCAUUCUGUACAGAAAGAACCAAGCGCUUAGCACAACCAAUUACUCGUUGAUCACAUUGAUCACCCACAUCUAACUUUCUGUGGCAUUUUCAAUAAAUUAAGAGA